This is a messenger RNA of Endocarpon pusillum Z07020, 717 nucleotides long. RefSeq lists its product as uncharacterized. The record is from RefSeq and is a predicted model, not a curated record. The coding region runs from base 1 to 717 and encodes 238 amino acids. Gene Ontology annotation, cellular component: outer membrane. Lineage: Eukaryota; Fungi; Ascomycota; Eurotiomycetes; Verrucariales; Verrucariaceae. The transcript is spliced from 2 exons.
AUGUCAGGUCCCUACGAUCAAUACGGCCAACAGGGUUACCAGCAACCCGGCUACGGCCAAGGUUAUCCGCCACAACAGGGAGGGUAUCCUCCCCAGCAAGGCUAUCAACCUCCUCAGGGCCAAUACGGCCAACAACCACCUUAUCAAAACUAUGGGGGACCACCCCCUGCGCAGUAUCCUCCUCAACAAGGAUACGAUCAGAACUUCGGUGCGCCAGCAAGAGCGGAUAGUUUCGGGCCACCGCAGCACGGCGGAUUCCAGCAUGGCCAGGCAGGCGGGCAAUACGGGCAGUAUGACGCGAGUAAUCCUCAAGGCCAACCGGGAUACUAUGGUGGCCAACCGCAGCAAUACCCACAACAGCCUCAGUAUGGCCAGGGCCCUCCUCAACAGAUCUACGAUGCGAACGGCCAGCCGCAUCAGUUUCCCCCUCAGUCUAGCGACAAGAAUGCCCCGAACUAUGACCCCAAUGCUCCACCCAUGACGGAAGGCGAACGCGGUCUCCUCGGCUCAAUCGGUGGAGGCGUGGCAGGACAUUAUCUUGGCAAGAACACUGGACAUGGUUUUCUGGGUACGAUCGGUGGUGCAAUCUUAGGGAAUUUGAUGGAAGAUAAGGUCAAGAAGGGGAAACAUGGCAAAAACCAUGGCAGCAGCAGCCAUCACGGUAGCAGCCAUCACGGUAGCAGCCACAGCGGGAGCAGCUGGGGAGGCAAGUGGUAG